GUAAUAGAAGAGGGGGUGUAUCUCCCUAGGUUAGUUUGUUGUACUGUACAGGGCAGGACAGGCUAAAUUCGUGUCGGGUGUAGGGUUGUUUUGUAAUCUAGUAGUAGCGGUACUCUACUGUGUAGGAGGGCAGUGUGCAGCUGAAAACAACAUCCUGGUGUGACCACAACCGGGGUUGCAUUUAGCCGAGGCUUGAGUGGAGAGAAGAUAGGACACGACCAUACUGAGGAAUUCGUGUUUGUUUUUGUAAGCAUCUGUCUGAGGAUUUUUUUUUUUUAAAUAAUGUACACAAUUUAGAAAAUAACACAAGACCGCCGUGCUUAUUGGAUGAAACCAAAGUGCAGAAGAAAGGUACAAAUAAAACUGGACUUCUCACAAUGAACUGGCUGGCAAGCUAUUAGAUCGAUGUAAGAACUGAAAAGGAACCAACUUUCAUUAAAGUGGAGACAAGUUGAGGAAAGUAAAAAUAACCGGAUUAAAUAUUAAAUGCUACAGAUACUAUUCGUAUGCAAAUACCAAGAGGGCGAUACGAAAGUACUGCGAUUUAAGCAAAUGUACAGUGGGGCUAGGGGUCGGAGCCAGCUUGAGAUGGCAAAGCAAAACAGCGAAGCGAAAAAGCGGAAGGAAAUGAAAAAAAUUACUUUUAAGUUACUAGAAUUAUAGAAAAAUUUAGCAUGUGAAGCUGUCGAACGACGAACCGAAUAAAUAGAGACCCGAGGCUUUGUGGGGGGAGGAAAAACAAAACUUGACAAACCAAAACAAUGCUUUAAAUAAUGUUGGGGAAAAAAAUAUCAGCUCAAGAAAUAUUUCACCCACACACACACGGAUGAUUAAAAGCACGACGUGGAUUUUGACUGCGGCUAUUCUCACCUGAGCGCACCUACCUGACUGCGCCUCUGUCAUAAUUAGUAACCGAAACUUUGUUUGACUCUUAUGGCUUCUUCUUCUGAGCAACCGGUGCAAACCUCUCGGCGAAAUUAAUAAAACCAGACGAAAAAGAUAAAACAGGAUUUGGUCGUGUUUUCGUUUUUUUUUUUUUUUUUUUUCACAAGAUGGGGCGAAAGAAAAAAACCCUGCAUGACUACGCGGCGGAGUUCCACGACCUGGCAGUAAAGAGACACGUCGUGGAGCAGCACGACUCCGGGGAAAGGACCCGAGUGGAAAUCCUGUACUGUAAAUCCUGCGAGGUACCGGUGAGGGUCCGCAGAGACAGGAUACUCGAGCACCUGGCGUCGGCCAGACAUUACCGAAACAGGAGGCUGAUCAAGCAACAGUGGGACAGAAAGCCCGUACAUGUAUCAGCACCAUCGGACCUCCACUUACCUGUCAGACUCGACUCAUCUUCCCUGGCCUCUCAGCCUCCCCUCCUGCCGGGCACUCCCAGCUCCUCCGUCUCCUCCUGCUCCAGCAGCCUCCCUCCCCCGUCUCUCCCACUGCGCUCCAGCAGCAAGAGCUCCACCUCUUCUGCAGCCACUUCCGAGGCCACUCCCUCCACCUCCGACAACCAACCACACAACUUCUCCAGCGGGCGUGUCAGGAGCCCGCCUCUCCCUGGCUGGCCAACCAGUCCCUGGCUGGAGACGACCAAUAGUGUUGGCCUGCGGGCGGGCGCAGGGGGAGGGGCUGGGCUGGGAGUUGGGGUGGGGCUGGCUCUCUUUGGGGUGAGCAGUGGCAGCAGGGCACUGUGCCACAGUCUGGUUGUAGAGAAUGGCUGCCAGCUGCUCUACAUAGUGGAGGAUCAGCGUUGGGAGUUGGAGGGUGUCUUCAGCCAGGAGCAUCUGACCCACACCAGGAUGCUGCGAUCCCGGGACACCGACAUCGUGCUCAGAGAUCAGUGCGUUUCAGGGGUGGUGGUUUGUUCCCCUCCAGACGAAGCCUCAGUAAUAGUUCUGGAUGCCUUGCGAGCAGGUAAAGGGGUGUUCUGUGAGAAGCUUCCCAGCCUGAACAGACACAUCGCGGAGUCGUGUUUUGAUGAAGCCAGCCGCUGCGGAAAGCCUCUGGUUUGUGGAUUUUUCAAGCGUUUCGACCCAGCCUUGCAGUUUCUGUACAAGAGGGUCCGUGAAAAUGAAAGGCUGGGUAGAAUUCAGAGGAUAUCGACUGUCAGCAGAAUGUAUCCCCCUACCUCAGUGGCAGCGAUCAAAUCCUCAGGUGGGAUAUUCUACAACACAGCGGUGCACGACAUUGACGUCAUCUGUUGGCUGCUGGGAGAAAGUGCCCCAGAUACCAUCUUUUCUCUCGGACAUGCAUUCUGCAGAGAGAUGGCUGCAGUGAAGGAACCCGACUCGAUCUCUGUCAGCAUGAAGUUCCCCAGCGGUGCCAUCGUCUCCCUGGACACCAGCCAGCACUGCAACAAGAGCUGUGACCAAAGACUGGAAGUGCACGGGACAGAGGGCUCCCUGCAGAUGGACAAUCGCAACCCCUUGGGAAUCUCGGACCACAGCACCUCAGCGGCUCUGUGUAUGCAGGACACUGCAGAUCGCUACAGAGAUGCCUACAGAGAGCUGCUGCGGCACUUUCUCAGGACACUCAGAGGAAGGGAAAGCCCUUUCUUCACCAAAGAGCAGUACUUGUGGACAAUCCAGGUGGCAGCCGCAGCAGAGCAGUCGUGGAGGAAUGGCUCGGCCGUGGACCUGCGUAACGAGGCUCUCGACACCACUAUCAUCAAGACCGAGGUGCAAUGAGGGGCAGCCUGGAGCCCCGGAGCCACGCAGCCUGGAGCCCUGGAGCCACGCAGCCUGGAGCCACGCAGCCUGGAGCCACGGAGCCAUGCAGCCUGGAAUCAUGCAGCCAGGAGCCCCGGAGCCAUGCAGCCUUGAGCCCUGGAGCCACACGGCCUUGAGCCCUGGAGCCACGCGACCUUGAGCCCUGGAGCCCUGGAGCCACGCGGCCUGGAGUCCCGGAGCCACGCGGCCUGGAGCCACGCAGCCAGGAGUCCCGGAGCCAUGCAGCCUUGAGCACUGGAGCCACGCAGCCUGGAGCCCUGGAGCCACGUGACCUUGAGCCCUGGAGCCAUGCAGCAUGGAGCCCUGGAGCCCUGCGGCCUAGAGCCACGCAGCCUGGAGCAUUUUUGAUACUUGACAGGAGUCUUUUUUGUUUUAAAGCAGUUGUCACCGUUAUGUACAGAGUGAAUCAUUUUCUCUGUGUUCAUUCAGACGUUUAUAAAGGACAAGGAUUUUCCAAAUUGCCCUUUUAGGACGCAAUCAUUUCAAUGGAAGUCAAGCUGCUGACGUUUUUGACACCAUGCAGGUGCAUCAAGAAAGCAGGCUUUAACAAGGGGUAAACAACCCCACAACCAGGAGCGACAGUAACGCGUGGCUUUUAAAAGGUUCCCCAAAUUAAGGCUUUUUUUCAAUCUCUUUUUUUUAAAUUAAAUAAAGUCAGGCCAUGCAUUCUUCAGUAUCUGUGUCUGUAUCUGUGAUCUGUAUAUUGGCAAUGACUACUCCCUACUGUUCAUUAUUCUACAAUACUGCAUCACCUCUUGGCCAGUCCUUGCAUUGAUUUUUAAAAAUUUUUUUUUAAUGAAUUUUAUUUAUUUAUUUGUCUUGAAUAUGUAAUUCCCUGCAGAGCUUUCUAACCCUCCUGGCACGGUGUAUUCCAGAGCAGAAGGGCGUGUGGUUGCGUGGUGGAAAUUUGUCCUUCUUUAACUAGCUAACCAUGGACAAAGCAUUAUUUAUUUUUUCCAUUAAAAGAUCACUAAACAAGAAAA
Polyodon spathula (Mississippi paddlefish) is the source of this 3706-nucleotide messenger RNA. Its product is annotated as myo-inositol 2-dehydrogenase-like. Gene Ontology annotation, biological process: NADPH regeneration. Gene Ontology annotation, molecular function: oxidoreductase activity. The coding region runs from base 1053 to 2681 and encodes 542 amino acids. The transcript is spliced from 9 exons. The record is from RefSeq and is a predicted model, not a curated record. Gene Ontology annotation, cellular component: cytoplasm. NCBI's taxonomy places the organism in Eukaryota, Metazoa, Chordata, Actinopteri, Acipenseriformes, Polyodontidae.